Molecule: messenger RNA, 4439 nt
Organism: Owenia fusiformis
Lineage: Eukaryota; Metazoa; Annelida; Polychaeta; Sabellida; Oweniidae
Source: the annotation of a GenBank genome assembly
UAAAAACAGAAAUGAGUCGUGCGCCUAUUUGGAUUUUGAAAAUUUUAGCGCAGAAAUGUUUGAAAACAUACCUUUUAGAGGCAGUAUAAGAGACUGAUCGAUGCUUUAGGAUGGGGAACCGAAUCUCAAGUAAAGAAAGGAUUGCCACAUCGGCUUCCUUACCAAGUUUGAGAUCUUCUUCAGUAAGUUUCAGUUCAUCGGCAUCAAUGUCAACAAAGAAAUGGUGGUCAAAACCAAAUAUAAAUAAGUCCCAGAGUGUUGAGGCAUUGAAUAGGAAAUGGUCAAGAUCAAGACGUCAACUAAGUUUGAGUACGUUAGAUGAUCCAUUUGGUUCGUCCAAAGAGAUUUACCCCGUACCUUUGGUUGAGGCGAUGUUUUUACCUGAGUUCCCAAUCAAAGCUGAAAUCAAUGAAACAGAUUUUGAGUUGAUAGAAGAGAUAGCUGAAGGAGCAUAUGGUAAAGUAAACAAAGUGAGAAGACUGGAUAACAAAGAACUGUAUGCAAUGAAGGUGAUAAAGAAAUCCCAGUUGAUCAUAGAGGAAGCAGUUGGCCAGUGUAAGGAUGAGAUCACCAUACAGGAUAUGUUAGGGCAUCAUCCCUUUGUGCUUCAAGCCUUGUUCAACUGGCAGACUAGGAAACAACUAUACAUCGUGAUGCCCUAUAUGCCAUGUGGGGAUUUAUUUACUCUAUGGCAAAGAAUUGAUGACUUUCCAGAAGACUUGGUCAGGGUUUACAUUGCAGAGAUGGCAUUAGUUUUAGACUUUCUCCAUAAUGCUGGUGUGAUAUACAGAGAUCUGAAGAUGGAAAAUAUUCUGAUUGAUGAACAAGGACAUCUGCACUUGGCAGACUUUGGAUUGUCUAAGUGGCUACGACAUGGAGAAAGGACAAGCACCAUUUGUGGAACUCUUCAUUACAUGGCUCCAGAGGUUUUACUUGCUGAUGAUUAUGACCAUGCUGCUGAUUGGUGGACGCUGGGUAUCCUGAUGUAUGUGUUGAUUACAGGCGAGUUCCCAGCUAGUGGGGCAGAGAACCACACUGAGAUGGCAGAACUAUGUGAGGAGACAGAGUAUGAACUAGAGGAGGACUAUCCCUGGGCUACCAGAGAUGUUGUAGGAAGACUUUUGUGCAGAGAGCCCCAAUACAGACUACAAGAUGUUAGCAAGCUUUCAAUGAUGUUAUUCUUCAGGAAGCUAAACUUUGAUGCAGUCAUGGAAAAAAUGUACUGGCCCAGAGAUUACUAUCCUGAAGGGGUAGAACUUUUCCCAGAUGGACAUAAAUCAGUUGUCAGUGACAGAAGCUACAAUUCUAACAAUCAAAGCUACAAUACUAACUCAAAUAGCCAGUGGGAGAACUUUGAUAGCGAACCCAUGACUCCCGGAGGAGUACAUCUGGAUGACGUUUUUGUUGAUGACAAGUCUAAUUUAGAUUCAUCAAAAAGAAUAAAAUCGCCUGAAAGAAUGAAUUCACCUGAACGAAUGAAUUCACCCGAAAGAGUGAGUUCACCUGAAAGAGUGAAUUCACCUGAAAGAGUGAGUUCACCUGAAAGAAACACAUCAGGAAGAAUGAACUUUAAUACAGCCAACUCACCUGAUAGAAUUAUCUCUGAUGAUAUAAACUCACCCAAAAGAAUUAACACAUCUGAAAGAGGUAACUUAGAUAAGGCGAACUCCCCUGAUAAGAUAAACUCUCCAAACAAAGUGCCUCGAUCUUUGCUGGCAAAUAGCCAAAUCAAUAGUCAUGACAAUAAGAGGAACACAUGGAGAAAAAUUGAGGAUUAUAUGACAUUUGAAGAUUAUAAGCCAAGUAUUGAUAUACCAAGAGAUAUAUCUGAACCAUAUAAUGAUCUGAGACAUAAACCAUAUAUUCACACUCCUCGUGUUAGUGCAAAGGAGGUGCAACAUAGGUUCAUAGUGAGAAAGAUCGGGACUCCUCUAGAUACUAGCACACCAAUGCCAACUCCAACAAAGUCGGAAACCCGUGACACUCAUGACGAUCAGUCUGAUUUUGAAAUUUCAGGCCUUGAUGAUUCUAAGUUCAAUAUAUCCGGUGUUGAACAAUCAUCCCCAUUAAAAACAAUGCCUAAGGAAAAUUCACAUCUGGUAUCUGAGAAAAAUGAACGUAAUUUAACUAUUGGUCCACCAUUACAUAGUACUCCACUCAAAGGAGUACAGAAUGGUACACAAAUUGAUUAUAGCGGGAAUUACUCGGAAAGAGAAACGAUGCAAACACUGUCCAGCAGAAAUCCAACUUCCCCUCAUUUUCAAGGAAACCAAGCUAAUAAGAGACCAGACUUUUUAAGCCUUGGUGACAAUUCUCCAGCUACAUCCAAUAUGCUUAGAAAAAGCCCAGCGGAAAAAUGGCAGCAAUCACAAAGCAAAAAUUCUCCAUUAGAAAAUAAAAAAUCCCCAACUGAUAGAAAGGACAGAGAAUUCCCAUCUGAUAGCAAUGUCGCUAAAUUUUCAUCUGAUAGAUUAAGGAGUGAAAACACUAUAAAUUCAGCGCAUCAUCACAGAAAUACACACUCUUCGAGAUCUCUUGUUUUCGAUAAUCCAACUAGAAAUGCAAACUCUACAGAAUCUCCAGAAAGAGGUAGAAAUAUUCUCACCUCCUUUGCUGAAGAUGGGUUUCAACAUUCCAAGACUUUGACUAAACAUUCCAUGAAUAAUGAUGAGGAUGAAGAUGAAUAUGGCUUUAAAAGUCAUCCAGUCCCAAGGACAACAAAAAGGACUUCUUCUUUACAAAGAAUCCCAGUGUCCCCUAUUCCAGGCCAAUCCCAGCAAUACCUGCAAAAUGACCAGUUAUCAAAGGAUGUCUCUAACCAGAAUGCAUUACCAAGGGAGGGUGUUGACAGGAAUGCUGUUUCCCAAGCUCAAAACAAAAUGUCUCAAAGGUAUCAGCUAUCUCCUAUAUCACAUACAAGAAAUCCUAAGCUAGAAUCAGCAAGGCAAAUGUGGAGUAGCAGAGAAAGACCACAAAAUGAUUACACUGAGGUACCUCAAAACAGACCUUCAGAUAUACUCUCUGAAAAUCCAGGCAUGCCCUCCAAUGUGGGGCCGUAUAGCAUACAAAACCAUGAAAAUGCUGUCUCACAAAGAGCUCAAAAUCUAAAUACAGCUGCGUCCCCGCCACUUUCCCCAGUUAGAAAUUCAGGAAAUUCACCAGUUAGAAGUAUUGACUAUUCACAAAACACAAAAGAAUAUUCGCCAAAUGUGUUUAUAUUUCCAGAAAACAAUUCCCAAUCGUCUCCCUCCUACUCACCAAGAUCACAAUAUGACAUCUCUAGUAAUUCCACUGAUCCUUCAAGACGUUCAAUAGAAACUUCGAGAACAUCUCGUAAGUCAUCCACUCAAGGCAGUUUUCUAUCACCUCGCUCAGCAAAUGUCAGUCCCAAAUAUUCAAUCCACAAUCACAACUCAGUUAAAGCUGAAGGUCAUUUAACUGGAUAUGAUCAACAUAGUAAAAGUCCCAGUUUUGACAGAGAUUUACGUGAUGAUACUGUGAGACAUGAUAAAUAUGGGCAAUUUAUAAGUCAAAGCCCCUUGAGAGCUAGGGGUGUCAAUUUUGAGCAGGAAAAUAUUAGAAAUAGGUACUUAAAUGCCAAGGAAAGUACCUUUAAUCAAGAAAUUCAACAUUUCCCUAGUGGGAAUACACAUGAGCAUGGAGACAUGAUCUCCUCAGUGAGCACACCUUUUAAGCAAAUGAACAAUAUGCAAAUGAGACCAGUGGCGCCACCUAAACCUGGUCCUAAACCUAGUCUUCCACCAAAGCCAUCCAAACAAGUCAAACCACAGGUACCACCUAAACCUAAGAGAGCCAUCUUGGAUAAUAAUGAAACUGAACAUAUUGAUUCCUAUGCAAACCAUGCAACAAGAUCAUCUGAACGUGACACUGUAAAAAUCCAAAACCGUGAUGGUGCCUCAUGGCAAAACACUGUUUCCCCAAGAGCCAAGUAUCUUAAUACAGCUGUAUCCCCGCCACUUUCCCCAGUUAGAAGCUCUCCAGUUAGAGAUUCACCCCCUCGGAAUAUAGACUAUUCACAACACACUAUAGCAAAUUCCCCCAAAUCAGACACUCCCCAGGAAGAUUAUGAUGGAGAUAGAUUGCAGUUUUCGUUAAAUAAGACUCCAUAUAAUAGCAUCCUAUCCAAUGGUGAACUUAGACGUGAUAACCAGUCCAAUGGUAGACUUACACAAGACACAUUGUCUAAUGGUACAAUUUACCAUGACACCUCAUCUAAGAGUGCCUUUAAUCGUGAUAAUAGACAUUUGGAAAAUGGUGUCAUUAUAAAACGGAGAAUAAAAAAUAAAACAAUGCCUGAAGAACAAAAUUUGAGCAAUAGAAUUAUACGAAGGCCAAAAAUAAAGAAUGGGACUCCGAAAAAUUCCUGGUUGUGAAAUAUAAAAUGUGGCUUGCUGUUACAUGUAUAUAAAGAAAGAUUU